UAUAAAUAGAGGUUUAUGUCUCUAUGCCUUUAACCCUUCUCCUUGGUUGCUCUGUUCCAGCUGUUUGCUGUUUGCUGUUUGAGGUCUCAACACUCGCUUAAUCUCAGCUAAAUAUAAUUCAAAGCUGUAAAGGAAACGAGAAAACAUCUAAUUUAGUUUAGCGAAAAUGGAGGAAGAAUUUAAUGCUGGAAGGAUCAAAGGCGCUGCUAAGAGGACUUUGCAAAUUACACCUCUUGAUGAGGAAGAUCAAGAAGAGGUUCAAAUUGAUGACAGUGGAGAUGUUGAUUCGUAUGAUGAUGAUGAUGAGACGGAGGAGGAGGAUGAAGACAAGGAACCUGUGGGAUUAGGGGUUCUUGAAAAGCCUGAGAAUUCAUGGUCACUGCUACGUGAGUUAUUUCCAAGCAAAGCUGGGGGUACUCCGGCUUGGUUGGAUCCAAUAAACUUGCCAACAGGAAAAUCCUGUCUUUGCGAUAUCUGUGGCGAGCCUUUGCAGUUCAUGCUUCAGGUUUACGCACCACUCACGGAGAAGGAUUCGACUUUUCAUCGCACCUUAUUUCUCUUCAUGUGUACAUCAAUGACCUGUCUCCUUAAAGAUCAACAUGAGCAGUGGAAAAGGAACCAAGACAAGCAAUCCAGGAGUGUCAAGGUCUUUCGUUGCCAAUUGCCCCGUGAUAACUCUUUUUACUCCAGUGAACCCCCAAGAAACAAUGGGAAAGAUAAACCUUCUAGUCCUGGAGCUGUUCUCUGUGGCUGGUGUGGUACAUGGAAAGGAGAUAAAGUCUGUGGUGGUUGCCGAAGAGUACACUACUGCUCGGAGAAACAUCAGACUGUUCAUUGGAAAUCAGGUCAUAAACAACGCUGCUUACCCUCAAGCAUUUCUCAGGAUGCAUCUGAACCUAGUAAUAGUAAGACUCUUAGGGAAGUGCAAGAAGUUGCAAGCAAGAGUCUCUGGCCAGAAUAUGAGAUCGCAAUUACUGAUGAAUGUGAGGAUAACGUUUCUGAUGAUAAUGGUCUAGUUAACUCAUUGAUUUCUUCAAGCCGUGUGGAUGAAUCAAUUGAGGCACUUAUGGACAGCUUCGAGGGGGGAGAUGACAAGAAGAGUUGGGCAUCUUUCCAGGAGAGGAUAUCUCGUACCCCUGAGCAAGUAUUAAGGUACUAUAGAGAUGCUGGAGCAAAACCAUUAUGGCCAACGUCAAGUGGCCAACCAUCAAAAGCUGACAUCCCUAAGUGCACCUAUUGUGGCGAUCAUAGGGCUUUUGAAUUUCAGGUUUUACCACAAAUACUCUAUUAUUUUGGUGUGGAAAAUGAUGUGCAUUCUCUUGAUUGGGCUACUAUUGCUGUGUACACCUGUGAAUCCUCGUGCGAUGGACAUAUAGCUUACAAGGAGGAAUUUGCUUGGGUUCAAAUUGCAUCUCAAUCAAGCACAACCCAGAGAUGAGACGCGUAAAGCAUGGUUUGAAACAAGAUUGAUAAUGGACCGCACUCUACCCUUCACUUAAAUACCAGACUUCUGGUUUGCCGUGAGAUUCAACUCAUGAUGUGCACUUAACCUGCACAACAUGCCUCGCGCUAAAAUUUUGUUUUCCUUUAUAUUAAUUUUUCUCAGAUCAUUUUUAGUUUUCCUGGUUAAUUUGCAAACGUUUCACAUUACAACGUCAGUAGUGAAUAUUUUGUUGUAAUAGUAUGUUUUUCUCAUCAAUCGAGGUGUUCAGCGUAAAAUUGGGAUCUUAUGAUUUCAAAAGUUUGUCUCUCUUCUACCAGAUUUGAUAAAUCUGUAAUAGGUAAGUACCCUUACUACAGUAGCUAGUAUUCAAUCUAUAUAUAUAUAUAUAUAUAUAUAAAAGAGGAUCUUUAGUUUGCUGUUGUGGCAUGCCUAAAUGAUCAGGAAAUUUAUUUAUAUACUUUCUCAAAUUUUUUCCUAUUUUUCCAUAUUAAUGUCUUUUAACUAAUUAAAGUUUAAAAAUAGAAAGACGUCAUUUACCGUUAUAAUUGUAUCCCUUUAACCGUUUCCUCAAAUUAAGCCCAUAAUAAUUGCAUACGUCGUUUGGCAUUCUGAAUUCAAAAUUAACGUCUACGCAGAAGUCCCAUCACAUCAUCCUCUUUGCGAGCAAAAACUCCAUCUCCAGAAGUUCACAAUGUUUUGCCAAGUUCUUUCUAUUGGAAGUGUGUCAGUUUUUAUGGAAUAUUCGCACUGAAGCCCAGUUAUAUAUGGACUCAUACAUAAUAAGGCUCCAUUGGUACGGAAGUACUCUACCAAAGAUUUGAACCAAGACCUCUGUUUACAAGGAUAGCAAUCCCGUCCACAACAUCGCAUCUUGCUUAUAAGUUUUUGCAAGUAUCUUUGAGAAGAAAAAGUUAAAUCACGUGAAGCACAAGAUUGUUGAUGCUGAGCACUAGGAAGAGAUAACUUCUUGAUGAUAUAGAUUUUAUACAAAGAGAACUAAGGUUGAGCAUGCUCCGUUGCCCAUGGAUGAAAUAAGGAUGCUGCUGGAAGUGGUCGAAUAUCAGCAAUAUUAUCGCAAUGCAACAGGAAAGGAGAAAUUUGCUUCACCUGAGAAAGGGCAAACAAACGGAUUGCAAACAGACACUUUGAACUCUUUUUUAGGUGAACUCAAUUUUGUUUGUCCUAAAUUAGAUGUUUGCUAUUUUAUUUUUGACAGAGAAAUAAUUUAUCUAGCUUCAAAUGUAAUCUUUGAGAGUAGUUCCUCUU
This is a messenger RNA of Solanum lycopersicum (tomato), 2710 nucleotides long. RefSeq lists its product as uncharacterized. The record is from RefSeq and is a predicted model, not a curated record. NCBI's taxonomy places the organism in Eukaryota, Viridiplantae, Streptophyta, Magnoliopsida, Solanales, Solanaceae. Gene Ontology annotation, cellular component: cytoplasm.